GGACAUUCAAAAGCAGUCUGGUCUGCUACCUUCUCACCUGAUGGAAGGUGUAUUGCCUCAGGUUCCUACGAUUGUACGAUUCGAGUCUGGGACGCUGAAAGUGGGCAAUACAUAUCUGGGCCUUUUGAGGGGCACAAAGACGCCGUUUGUUCUAUCUCCUUUUCCCAAGAUGGAGCACAUGUCGUAUCUGGAUCCAGAGAUAAAACGGCCCGAGUAUGGGAUGUCGAGAGUGGGCAGACCGUCUCUGGCCCUUUUGAAGGCCAUACAGAAAUGGUCUUCUGUGUCGCUUUCUCGCCUGGUGGGAGACAUAUUGUCUCCGGAUCUUAUGACAAGACAAUCAUACUCUGGUACGUCGAAAGUGGGAAAAUCAUUUUCGGGCCCUUGCACAGACACACAGACACUGUCAGAUCGGUUGCUUUCUCGCCUGAUGGCACACAUGUUGUCUCUAGUUCUAAUGACAAAACCGUGUUGAUUUGGAGUACUGAGAGUGGGCAAGUCAUUUCUGGACCUUUUGAGGGGCAUACAGACAGUGUUCAGUCAGUGGCUUUCUCACAUGACGGAGCACGUGUUGUCUCCGGAUCCCUUGACGCGACAGUCCGAGUAUGGGACGUUGAGAGUGGACAGGCCAUUUUUGCACCUCUUGAAGUUUAUACUUUCCUUACCUUACUAUCAGUUGCACUUUCGCUAGAUGGGAGUAGCGUCAUUUCCGGUUGCCAAGAUAAUACGAUUAGAUUUUGGAACGUAAAAGGUAAGGAGAAAGCUCAUUCAUAUGGCCAUCAGUAA
Molecule: messenger RNA, 783 nt
Organism: Fomitiporia mediterranea MF3/22
Lineage: Eukaryota; Fungi; Basidiomycota; Agaricomycetes; Hymenochaetales; Hymenochaetaceae
Product: WD40 repeat-like protein
Exons: 2
Molecular function (GO): protein binding
Source: RefSeq, a predicted model, not a curated record